Messenger RNA from Cydia pomonella (codling moth), 729 nucleotides. Its product is annotated as zinc finger protein 271-like. NCBI's taxonomy places the organism in Eukaryota, Metazoa, Arthropoda, Insecta, Lepidoptera, Tortricidae. Gene Ontology annotation, biological process: regulation of transcription by RNA polymerase II. Bases 163 to 723 code for a protein of 186 amino acids. The transcript has 4 exons. Gene Ontology annotation, molecular function: RNA polymerase II cis-regulatory region sequence-specific DNA binding; DNA-binding transcription factor activity. The record is from RefSeq and is a predicted model, not a curated record.
GUCUUAUCCAGAAUCAUCAACACCUUGAUGGAGCCAUAACACGAAAAAUUGAUUGAAGGAUAUAUAAAUAGCAAUAACCUAAUUUUACCACAUAUUGUCUAAGUAAUCUUAAUAAGUUAAUAUCUAAUAAUAAUUAUACAGUGUUAGACUUGGAUUUUCGUCAUGAACUUUGAAAGUCCUGUAUUGUUUCUUGAAGAGGUGUCUCCAGCUCAGAUAGAGGUGGAAGUCGAAACAAGCGAAACUUUCCUGCUUGAUCCGUUAUUGGACCACAACUAUAACUUAACUGAACCGAGGCCACUAUCUAAAAUACCCAACAACGUCAAAAUACGGGAGCUAAAAGCACUGUACCACUGCAGCAUAUGCGGCUAUGCUACGCUAAAGAAGGAUGCAAUGCAGGCUCACUCGCUUACACACAAGAAGCCAGAGCAGCCGGUACCAAAGAGACAGUGCAUUCCGUGCCCGAGCUGUAAUGUUAAGGAAAAGUUAGAGAAGUGUCCAGAAUGCAGUUAUUAUACUAAGAGGAAGGCGAGUUUGAAGAUACAUAUGAGCAUUCAUAUGAAGGAAAAACCUUACAAGUGCACAGAGUGUGAUCAUCGUGUGAAAACUCUGAAGGAAUUAAUACAACACUUAAAAACCAGGUGUCAUCUAUGCAACUGUUCGACGAAGCGGAAGGGCGGCCUGGUGCGGCACUCGGUGCAAUGUAGUAUGAAAUUAAAUACGUAAUUUGUA